Cephus cinctus (wheat stem sawfly) is the source of this 2070-nucleotide messenger RNA. It is a transcript of the gene Ufsp2, whose product is annotated as ufm1-specific protease 2. Lineage: Eukaryota; Metazoa; Arthropoda; Insecta; Hymenoptera; Cephidae. The transcript has 10 exons. The record is from RefSeq and is a predicted model, not a curated record. Bases 176 to 1903 code for a protein of 575 amino acids.
AUUGAGUGUUCGUAAAUGCAAUGCUCCUUACUUCAUGAAGAUUUAAGGUUAAAUUAAUAUAGAUGGAGAAAUCUAUUUAAAAUUCCUUCACUGAGAUUGACGUUUCCCAUAUGGAUUCUUGAGGACUUUAAAUUUUGAUAAGAGAAAAAGUAUCGCAAAAGGUUUUUUAAAUAAAAUGGCACCGAAGCUUAAGAUAUCCUCAUCUGUCAUACAACGACUAGGGAAACUGAAAAAUCCAUCAACCUGUCGAUUAUAUGGUGUUAUUUUUGAUGAUUCACUGUUGGUUUUAUCAUUCUCACUUGAUGUAUCAAAUACUUAUAAUAGUAGAAUAUUUCAACUCAGCCUUCCUGCAGAAAUAUACCUUUGUGGAGUUUUAAUUGUUGAUGGAGAAGAAGAAGAUAUUUAUAAAGCCUUUAAGGAUGUAGAUGUUACGGAUAAUCCGCUACUUUUAAAAUAUUCAACCAAAAUCACUGAAUGUAACAUAGAGACAUUCUUUUACAUUCAUCAAAAACUUGAAAUUGCCUCUUUCGAGAUUCUAUCUGAAUAUGAUAUCUGGCAAAAAUUUACGUACAUUAGACUUGAGGCAAAUCUUUCGUUGAAUUCCCAGAGAUGGAAUAUCUUAGAAACGAUAGAAGAAGCUCGAAAAAAUAUAGCCGCAGGUAAGGCAGGAUUUUAUUUACCCAAAGGAAAUGUCUAUCUACUUGGAGAAGAUGCUGUUGACACUGGCAAUAGUGAACUCCUUAAUCUCUCUAUUAACUACGAAGGCAUAGGUCAUUCCAAACAUGAUGUAAAAACUCCUCCAAGAGUCGUGGAUGCUUUUUCGGUCUCAAUGUAUCUAAAAGUCUCAAAGGAUAGAUUAUCUGAUGAGGGAGUAAAGUAUGCUCCAGUGAUACAACAUGUAAAACGGGAAUUUGAUUGUCUGGAAUUUCAAGUAAAGAUUGAUGCCUUGGCUUUUGUCAGACGAGACAUUUUAACCACUACACUCUACUCAACUUUAGUUGAAUCAGCAUGUAGAAAUCUACGACUUCUUGAAAGAGCUGUACAGCAUGAGCUGUCUGUACAUAAGAUGGACUCAUUUAAAAUUCCAGAUAUCGUGCAUUUCAGACCCCAAAACAUAGGGCAUCUUUUAACUUUUAUUUUUCCCACCAAUGAGGAAACAGCGCUUGAAUUUCGACGAACUUUACACGACUUUCUGGCUCUGCCACGAAAUCAACCGUAUUUUCGGAAUGGAAAUAUCGUCAAAUUUCAAGGGGAUAUGCGAAAGAAUGAACCACUAAUCAAUCCUCACGAAUCAGUACCAUCACCCGGAAUAGAUGCAAAAGUGGCUUUAGUGGAUGGGCUCUAUGCCUAUUAUCAUUACAUGCAGGACAAUUUUGAUGAUAAUGGAUGGGGCUGUGCUUACAGAUCAUUACAAACAAUAAUUUCGUGGUUCAGACUCCAAGGAUAUACUGAAAAGUCUGUGCCGACACAUAAUACUAUUCAAAAGUGUCUAGUUGAUAUUGGGGAUAAGCCAUAUGAUUUUAUUGGCAGUAAGCAGUGGAUUGGGUCUAUGGAAGUGGGCUUUGUCUUAGAGACUCUUCUAGGUAUUACAAUAAAAAUUAACAGAGUAUCUGUAGGUGAAGAAAUGGCUUCUUUAGGACCAAUGCUAGAGUCGCAUUUUGCAACGCAAGGAACUCCAAUAAUGAUUGGAGGUGGUGUAUUGGCUCAUACGAUUCUCGGCGUAGCUUAUAACGAAACGACUGGUGAUAUAAAAUUCCUGAUUCUUGAUCCACAUUAUACUGGUGUAGAAAUUCUACCUACUAUACUGUCCAAAGGAUGGUGUGGAUGGAAGACUAAGGAUUUUUGGAAGAAGGAUGCUUUUUAUAAUUUAUGUCUACCACAGCGUCCUGUUUCGCGGAUUUAAACACGAAUUCUCCUUUUAUACAUGGUUAAUGAAACUGAUGUGUCUAAACAUAAUUGAGUUAUUUAUAUUUAAUUUUGGUAAUUUGUCAAAGGACUUGUGAAGUUUUUAGAUGUACAUCAUUACAGUUAUGCCAUUGGUAAAUAGAAUGUUGAUAUAUUUAUACAUAA